Messenger RNA from Chaetomium fimeti, 2097 nucleotides. Its product is annotated as ADC synthase. NCBI's taxonomy places the organism in Eukaryota, Fungi, Ascomycota, Sordariomycetes, Sordariales, Chaetomiaceae. The coding region runs from base 185 to 1924 and encodes 579 amino acids. Gene Ontology annotation, biological process: L-tryptophan biosynthetic process. The record is from RefSeq and is a predicted model, not a curated record. The transcript has 3 exons.
CUCAGCGGAGCAACUAAAAAAUCGAACUUGGCAAGUGCGGUUGAUUGCUUGCUUCCCUGGAGCUCACUCGAACCAACAAAACGGCGCAAGGAUUAUUCAUUAGUCGUGCAUCCCCCAAAAGCCGGUGUCACGACUUCUUCUUUUGUCAUUUGACCGGGUCCCAUCCCCAUCCCUUUCGGUAACCAUGGCCGCUCACGCUAAACUCGACAUCCGGCCAACGGUGGCUGAGGCCCAGAGCCUGUUCGAGGAGACAAAGACGUCGAGUCCGAAGCCGACACUGCUCCCCGUGUGUAUUACGGUGCCUUCCGAUCUGUUGACACCUUCGGCGACCUACUUGAAGCUCUCAAAUGGCGCCACCGCCGAGUACUCAUUCCUACUGGAGAGCGCCACGGGGAGCACCGAAACAGUCGGGAGGUAUAGCUUCAUCGGAGCCAACCCAAGGAAGAUCAUAGCGACCGGUCCCGGCUACGAAGAUGUGGGGGACCCGCUUCGCGCCCUUGAGGCCCAACUCGGCCAGGACAGGGUGAUCAGCAUCCCGUCCCUCAAGCUCCCUAACCUGACGGGCGGCGCCGUCGGUUAUGUCUCGUAUGACUGCAUCAAGUACUUUGAGCCAAAGACGGCCCGCGCCCUCGAGGACAACCUUCACAUUCCAGAAGCCCUGUUCAUGCUGUUCGACACCAUCGUGACGUUCGACCACUUCUUCCAGGUCCUCAUCAUCACCACCCACAUGCGCCUCCCGGAGGACCUCUCUGGAUUCCAAUCCGCCUACGACGACGCGUGCAACACCAUCCGCUCCACCCUCGCUCUCAUCCAUCAGCCCGAGACCCCGCUUCCGCCCCAAAGCCCCGCCGACCCGGCCACGUCCCAGCAAUACGCCUCCAACGUUGGCCGCCACGGCUACGAGUCGUUCGUCACCUCGCUCAAAUCCCACAUCGUCAAGGGCGACAUCAUCCAGGCCGUGCCCUCACAGCGCUUCUCGCGCGGCACCGCCCUGCACCCCUUCAACAUCUACCGCACCCUGCGCACGCUCAACCCGUCCCCCUACCUCUUCUUCCUGAGCUGCGCCGACUUCCACAUCGUGGGCGCGUCGCCCGAGUGCCUCGUCAAGACGGACGGCUACGCACCACUGCCCGUGGACACGCGUUUCGCCUACUCGGCGGCCGAACAAGCCCGCUCGCGACCCCGCAUCGUCAACCACGCCAUCGCCGGCACGAUCCGCCGCGGCCUUAACCCGGCCGAGGACGACGAGCUGGCGGCCGAGCUGCAGGCGAGCACCAAGGACCGCGCCGAGCACGUGAUGCUAGUCGACCUGGCGCGCAACGACGUCAACCGGGUCUGCCACCCGUCCACCGUCAAGGUCGACCGGCUCAUGCGCAUCGACCGCUUCAGCCACGUGCAGCACCUCACCAGCGAGGUCUCCGGCCUGCUCCGCCCGGAGUGCACCCGCUGGGACGCCAUGCGCAGCAUCUUCCCCGCCGGCACCGUGUCGGGCGCGCCCAAGAUCAAGGCCAUGGAGCUCAUCUACGACCUCGAGGCCGAGAAGCGCGGCAUCUACGCCGGCGCCACCGGCUGGUUCGCCUACGACGUCGUGCGCGUCCAGACCGACAAGGCCUCGGGCGCCCGCACGGUGGUCGUCGACGAGGGCCAGAUGGACACGUGCAUCGCCAUCCGCACCAUGCUGGUCAAAGACAAGGUCGCCUACCUGCAGGCCGGCGGCGGGAUCGUGUUUGAUAGCGAGAAGACGGAGGAGUGGAUGGAGACCAUGAACAAGCUCGCCGCGAACCUGCGCUGUGUCGAGCUUGCGGAGCAGUAUUAUGGUGCGGGCGACCGGCCCGCGACGAAGUCGGUGCAGGAGAUCAUUGAGGAGGAGAGGCGUAAGGGGGAUGAGGCGUACCGGUUGCAGACGACGGGCGCGGGGGCGUAGGUGGUGAUGAGGGGCUGGGGUGAGUGAGGUGGAGAGUGGGAGUUGGGUUCUUUGGUAAGUGAGGUUUGAGUUUUGUUCUUUGCAUAGGUAGAGGAAAUGCCUGAUCACGACCAUAUGAAGCUUGAUGAAAUUGUUUUCCGAUAGUGUACAGCUACGACGAAAUUGAUUGUUCC